AUGCAGCUGUUCAUCCAUGCUCAGAACCUGUACACCCUUGAGGUUUCCGGACAGGAAACAGUCACUCACAUUGAGUCCGUGGAGGGCAUCGCACCCAAGGAUCAGAUGGUUCUCUUGGGUGGAACUCCUUUGGAGGAUGGAUCUCUUAUUGGGCAAUGUGGCAUCAACGAGUUUACCAUCCUGGAGGUGGCUGCUCGCACACUGGGUGGUAAGGUCCAUGGCUCCCUGGCUUGUGCUGGGAAGGCGAGAGGCCAGACUCCCAAGGUUGCCAAGGAGAAGAAGUUGUCGACAACUGGCUGUGCGAAGAGAUGCAUGCAGUACAACCGGCGCUUUGUCAACAUCAUGCCAGGGUUUGGCAAGAAGAAGGGCCCCAGUGCUAACUCCUAA
This is a messenger RNA of Dermochelys coriacea (leatherback sea turtle), 387 nucleotides long. Its product is annotated as ubiquitin-like protein FUBI. Gene Ontology annotation, molecular function: structural constituent of ribosome; protein binding. Gene Ontology annotation, cellular component: cytosolic small ribosomal subunit; ribosome. NCBI's taxonomy places the organism in Eukaryota, Metazoa, Chordata, Testudines, Dermochelyidae. The record is from RefSeq and is a predicted model, not a curated record. Gene Ontology annotation, biological process: translation.